AAAUACCAUUUAUAUAAACCAAAGCUUUUGGAUAUUUAUCCCAACUUCUUGCAAGUUCAAACAUGUAUUGCGCCAAAGAUUGUAACUGCAGUUUGUGCAGAGAACUGAGAGGUUUUAAACCCAUUAAAAUUCCCAAGAAACCAGCACCUCGCCCUCCUAGUACCUCCAUUUUUGGACGACUUAAUGAGAAUUUCAUUUUACGCAGACGUGGUUCCAGUUCCCUUAAAACAUUUCAGCCACAGUCCCUGAAAUGCAGUGAAAUGUGCCAACAGCGCGAUAUGGGACACAUUUAUGAUUUCUGCAAACGCCAAACGAAUACACCAUCACCCACACCUGUAACACAAGCUCCCUCAUCUACUUCGCCCAUCUUAGGCAAAGACAAACCCGCCACAGCGCCAAAACCCAAUCACAAGGUUGUCAUUUACUUCGGUGACUCUUUGGCUUAUCGUGGUAAAUCCAAUUUAAUAGAUGCCACCAAAGAAUCAAAAGCGGAGGAGGUGGUGAUGGAGCAGAAGCAGAUGGCGGCAUCGUUACCUUCAACACUAGAACUGCAAAUAACUAACAACCAGCUGCAGAAUGAGGUCAUGAGUAGAAGUAGUGAAGCGUUAAAGAACGAUGAAUUGCCGCCAUACAUUGAAAGUGUGGAGAAUGGUGUGAUUAAUAUUAAAAUUGAAGGCAACUAUCAGCGAGCUACUGCUUUGGUGGAAAAGGUAUCGAAACCUACCCAAGCUGUGGUGGGUAAACCAAAGGAUAUUAGUGAUGAUGAGUGUAGCGAAGAUGGUGAUGAUGUUCUCAGUGAACCUUGUGAUUGGAGUUUUGUGCAGGAAUGGAGAGCACGGCCAAUUGGUAAUAUACGCCCCGAUAUAAAUUCACAACAGCCUAAUGCUGCUGCUCCCUUUUCCUAUACAUCGGGUUUGCCGGUUACAACGAAUCACUCAAGUGCCAAUAUUUCGCCAUUGAAUGCAUCCGCACUGCAGAAUCCUUCAACGCCAUCGGGACGUAUACAAAAUCCAGCUGUGGCCACGCCAGCACCACGAAUACCCAAAGAAGUGGCUCAAAGGCCUUUAAUACCCACAUCGGGAGGGCAUAGUAAUGCAACUCCGAUAAACAUCUCCUCUAAUGGUACAACAUAUUUUGAGAAUUCUCAAACAAAACAUCACACCUCUUCGGCUUCCAAUUGCAAUAAUAUAACCAAACCCAUACCACAGCGAGCUAUAGCUGGACCUGCACGUUUAACGGUACAAAGUACUCCAGUUAGAUCGCAACCGCCCAUGUUAAGUGGGAGUCUGAAUCAACAACAGCAGCAGCAGCACCUAAAUACCAGCACACCUCUGAGGAGUUCUGAAAAAUCAUCUAUGGAUUUUAGUUCGGCCAACAUAGGUAUACCAAUCGAUUCGGGUUAUCAACACAGUCCAAACACUUCCACAAAACCCAAUCAUUCGACACGUACUCAUCAUCAUGAAUUCCGCGCUUUGGAACGUGUGCAAGAGUGUCAUAGUUCCUCAGAUGAAAAUCGCUCAUCUGGACAUGCUAGCAUGUCAGAUACGGGAGGCCAUGGUAGUUCUUCACCAGGUGGCGUGGCCUUAGGACCUUUGCCAGAAGAUCGUUUAGCUGCUGGAGUUACAAACCGCAGUACGCGGUCACGUACUACUGCCAAUCAUCCUAGAGCCAGACAUCGAGCUACGCCUGCUAAAGCUCCCUGGAGCGGCAAUGGCUUGGAAGAUAUUAAGCUAGCCAUACAGCAGCUUACAAUGCGUUCCCAGACUAGUACCAGCACCUAUAGCAGUAUCAGUGCCGGUUCAGAGAGCUCCGAACCAGCAAGACGUUUAGGUCGUUAUGCUUCCUUGGAAACCGUGAAUACAAAUGUAACCAGUGCCGAUGAAUUUGUUUGGGUGGAUUCCCAUAAUCGUUUGGUGGAGUUGCAACAUCCUCCCUGGAGCCAGCAUUGUAUAAUGAAAGUUGUACGUGAUGGUCGUUGUAAAGAUCAAGCGGAUCGUGUGUCACCUGAUGCUGUUUCACGUUUGGGUUACCUAUUACAAAGAGCUCUAGUGCGUAUAGCUCGUGAGGUUCAACGUCUAUCUUCCAAUCUUGGUUUAUGUUCAAAGCAAGAAGUUGCAGGUGCAUUUAAAAUUGUCCUGUGCCCUGUGCUGGCAGAUUCCUGUAUUAAAGCGUGUCUUAGAGCGGCAGCUAUGUUUGCGGUACCAGGUGAUAGUGCUCUCAAGCAAAGUAAAUCCUCUAGAGCCGGUAUUCAGCUGUCGGUGGGGAGAUUUCAUCGCUGGAUGACUGAUUCUCGACUAGGAAAAUUUAUACAUGAAUAUGCUGCUGUAUAUUUGUGUGCAGGCAUUGAAAAUCUGCUGGAAGAAAUAUUACUUCAAUGUUUUCUUACUGACUCGACUUCACAAUUAACUGCAGCUGCUCUGGAACAUGCCAUAUCAAUAUCUGGUGAUAUGUGGGGCUUACUUCAGCCAUUUGCUCAUCUGAAUGCAGGCCGCAUAGCUUCAGGUGCCCUAACAAUGCCGCGAUGGGCAAGUCAGUCGUCUUUAGGUUCGGGUACUCAUCAAAGUGGUUCGUCGGCAGGCAGCAGUAAUAUAAGUUUAGAACCUUGUCUACUAACCACCUGUGUGGGCAGUGUCAAUGAGCUGAAAGAGCUAACUUUAAGAGCUCAGCAAAAAUUUCAACAUUGUGCAAUAUCAAAUGCCGCUUUAUCUGCUCUUUUCUAUUUUAUGAGGUGUUCGCAAUUGGAGCACAGUGAAUUUGGUUCUCAGCAAGGAGCUGUUAGUGCCAACAACUCAAAUGCUAACAGUAGUCAGAAUGUGCAAGAACUAUGUUACGAACGUGCCUAUGUAGUGCUGCCCCCUUUGGUGGAAUGGUUAAGAGUAGCAUCGGCUCAUGCUGAAUACCGCUGUGCUGUUAUGGUAGACAAGGAUGAUAUAAUGCAGGCGGCCAGACUAUUACUACCAGGAGUUGACUGUCCCAUGCGUUCCGUGUCACAUGACGAAGAACUUCCUACGAAAAAGGCACACUUUCCCCACUUAGCCACGGCUACACCCAUACCAAUGAGCAUAAGUGAAGACACCUCCGAGUUAGGGAAACGUGCAACAAUUGCUUUGGCUUUUAAACUAAUGCUAACGGGGAGAGCUGAACUUCUAGCUCAGGCUUCAAACUUGCUACCGCCAACUACCCGCUAUGAUACCCUCAACCAUGCUGGAAUGACGGCUUUAAUGAUUGCCAGCAUAAGAAAUGAUGAAGUGGUCAUACAAGCUCUACUUGAUGCAGGCUGCGAUCCAAACAUUGAAGUUCCUGCAAUAGGUAAUCAAAACUAUCCCGCCAUCCAUCCGGAUACACAGCACUGGACUUCGGUAACAUUUGCGGCCAGUAGAUCGAAUUUUUUGGCUUUAAGAUGCCUAUUGGAACGUGGUGGCAAGGUGGAAGGUGGAGCCAGGCAGAGUGAAGAUAAACAUACUUUAACACCUUUGCAAGUGGCAUGCGGCUCUGGCAAUAUUGAAGUGGUUUCUUUGCUGCUAGUGCAUGGAGCUAAUGCUUUCCUGUCUACCCAACAAAAGGACUCAAUGAGUUUUGCUGGCUCAGCACAAAGAGGCUGUUAUUGUGCUAUAUCUGUAGCGGCAGCUCAUGGUCAACGUACGGUAUUAAGAAAACUUUUAUCGACGCCUAUAUCCCAAGGAUCCAAGGAUGUUUUGUCCUUGGAAGAAAUGUUGGCCGAGGGUGAUAGUCCAAGCGCUAGAGCAACCACGGUGGCAGAUCGUUUAGCGAAUAGCGAAAUUGCAAAUACUCUAAACAAAACUCAGAUCAAGAGUCUACAAGAAGCCAUGUACCACAGUGCUGAAAACAAUCAUUUGGAUAUUACGAUUGAAUUACGAACGCUAGGCGUGCCUUGGACUUUGCAUUGCUGGAUGCAUGCUUUAGCGGCAGCUCAUGAAAUACGCCUCGAUGCUGUUAUAGAUCAAUUGCUCCAAGACUUUUUACAAGUAUGCCCCGACGACUAUAGCGUUCAAUUUGUUAGCGAAUGCUUGCCUUUGCUGUUUAAUAUAUUCCGUUAUAGCAAGAAUGAAGGCACCACCCUGUUGCUGGCCGACAUAUUUGCCACCUGUUUCGGCUGGCAACAAAUCAAAGUUAUUAAGGAGCCUGUUUCACAACCUGUAAACAGUUCUCGCAUAGAUCCGAAAUUUGUAAAUAAUCCAGAAUUAAGUGAUGUUACAUUUAGAGUUGAGGGCAAAAUAUUUUAUGGUCACAAAAUCGUAUUGGUAACGGCCUCACCAAGAUUCCAAAACAUGCUCUGUUCUAAGUUGAGUGAGGGCAGCACACCCACUGUACAAAUCAAUGAUAUACGGUAUCAUAUAUUUCAAUUGGUCAUGCAGUAUUUAUAUAGUGGAGGAUGUAGCAGUUUAGAUGUCUCCAAAGGAGAUGUUUUAGAACUAAUGGCCGCCGCUAGUUUCUUCCAGUUGGAAGGUCUACUACGCUACACCGAAUCUAGAUGCUCCGAUAUGAUAGAUAUUGACAAUGUGGUGGCCAUGUAUAUACAUGCAAAGGUUUAUAAUGCCCUCAAAUUGUUGGAGUUUUGUCAGGGCUUUUUAUUGCAGAAUAUGGUGGCUCUGUUGACUUAUGAUGACUCUGUUAAGAGAUUGUUAUUUGCCAAAAAGAUACCCAAUCAUGAUGUAUUAACUGGACUUUUACAGGCCUUGCAGCAGCGCAUUAAGGAACGUAAGUCCUUGGGCUCUUGCAGUUUUCGCCAACACUUAAACACACCUUCUUUGACUGGUUCAUCCAUAAAUAAUGCCAAUACCUUGGGAGUUGGCCAGAAGUGAAAAUUAAACGAAAUUUCCAUAAGACUCUGUUAAAUGAAUAGUUAUUUAGUUUUAGGUUUUUUUUUAGAACGAAGUAGCGAUAUUUAAAUCAAUUUGAUUGGUCGGUCGGUCUACUGUCAUUUUGACAAGCGUAUGUAUAUUUAUAUGUCUAUGUAAGUAUUGUAUCUUAUUGUAAAGAACCUUUUUGUAUUAUUUAAAUAAUUAUUAAAUCUUUUUCUUCCAAGAAUAGAAUUCAUUUUAUUUAUUUUUUGCUAUAUUUUCUUUUUAUAUACAUUUAGAAAAAUGUAAUCUAUAUAUUUAUAUAAAUACUGUAUGAUGAAAACAAAAUAAUUACCCUUCGGACUGUUAUACUCAUACUAUUACAAUAUAAUUUUAUUGAAAACAAAAAAAAUAAACAAAAUUAUAAUAAACAGUGCACAGUUUUCAUAAGUCGUAAUUAAAAAAAAUAAAUAAAACAAUAUGUUGUAGUUAA
Molecule: messenger RNA, 5295 nt
Organism: Calliphora vicina (urban bluebottle blowfly)
Lineage: Eukaryota; Metazoa; Arthropoda; Insecta; Diptera; Calliphoridae
Product: ankyrin repeat and BTB/POZ domain-containing protein 2
Exons: 5
Coding region: 63-4823 (1586 amino acids)
Molecular function (GO): protein heterodimerization activity
Source: RefSeq, a predicted model, not a curated record